Sabethes cyaneus is the source of this 4549-nucleotide messenger RNA. It is a transcript of the gene Afti, whose product is annotated as aftiphilin. Gene Ontology annotation, cellular component: trans-Golgi network membrane; AP-1 adaptor complex. The transcript is spliced from 4 exons. Gene Ontology annotation, biological process: intracellular transport. Lineage: Eukaryota; Metazoa; Arthropoda; Insecta; Diptera; Culicidae. Bases 362 to 3826 code for a protein of 1154 amino acids. The record is from RefSeq and is a predicted model, not a curated record. Gene Ontology annotation, molecular function: clathrin binding.
UUUUUUAUCAGGUUCUAUUCACCUGGAACGGCACUUUAAUUGCUAGUUUCCGAGUGAACCGAAUAAACGCUAUAAGCGCUGUGUUCUUGUGUUCUGGAAAAAUUGAAGUGCAUUGCAACAACUUAACUAAUCGCUGUGUUGAAUAAGUGCUUUCCCUGCUGGAUAUGGAAAAUUAGUGUUUCGCAUCCCCAUCACUAUCGAUUGGCUGGUUGGCAAAGUAAAGAGCAAAAUUGAUGGUGUGCAAGGCUUGAAACGUCAUAAUUUAGAAAAGUUGAAACAAUUUGAAUAGUGUCUUCAGAGCUUAUCGCCAGGUGAUUCAUAUUCCAGUCGGUUCAUAUAAAGCGUUCAAGGUCACGGCAAGAUGUCUAGCCAAAUUCCUCCGUUAUUUUGCCACACUCCACCUCCGAUGGAUUUCGGAGAUGAAGACGACGUGGACGAUCUACCUGAUCCGGAAGAAGACGAUUUCGACGAUUUUGCCACGAUUCCCGGAGCAAACACGCCUAAUCUUCCUACGCCUGUGUUGUCACCAUUUCCUGAGUCAGACAAGGAGAAUUCUCCUGUAAAAAAGCCACCGGUACAGAAAAAUAGUGAGACGGCGUCCGUUAGUUCACUGUCCGCGACCCAAGACAUAGCACCGGAGAAAGAAGACGAACCAGUACGAAUUGAAAGUCCACCGUCAUUAAUUCUUUCUCAGCAUGUUUACUCGGAGAACGAUUUACCGAGUGAGGACGAAUUUCAGGACUUUGCGUAUCACAUAAACGAGGAAGAUCGAAAAAAGACGUUUGUCCCACAGGAAUCAGAAGAUAAUUUAAGCAUUCCAUCCCUUCACCUCGACACAGAAGUGUCCAAAUCGACAACUCCCGUGUAUCUGUCGGAAAACGAGAUCAGUGAACAAAACCUAUCCCCUCAGGAACCAGGAGUGGCUGAUACUGAGCAGGAACCAAUAGUGGAAGCCGCUGUUGCACCGGUCAUUGCGGAAGAUCAGUGUUAUAGGUUUGACGACAAUACCGAGAAUGACUUCACUGAUUUCACUACAGCAUCGAACGAGCGUUCCGCUGUUUUGGAAAUACCAACGGCAAACGACGUAUCCUUCGAUGAUGACUUUGCCCAGCUGGAAUCGACGCCUUCGGCAGAUAGCAAUUUCGUAUCGCAGAGCAAAACCGAUUUUGCUACGUUUGAUGCCGAUUUUAGCAAGUUUGACUCCUUCCCGGUUUCGUUCCCCGCAACUUGCGGUGAUGAGGCGGCUGACAGUGUCGUCAAGGACGCACCCACACGGUUCGGUCCUGGCGAAUUGGAAGAAAAAACAACUCUCGAUACUGCAAACGAGGAUAACUUAUCGCAGGAUGAUUUUGACGAUUUCCAAGGAUUCACAAGUUUUGCGUCAACAAGUACAGCUGCGAAAUCGGUGGAAGCAGCCCUCAAAGAAGAAGAUAAAGAGGAGAGCGAUGAUUUCGGUGACUUCAGUGACUUCAAACAAUCGGAAGUUUCGUCGACACCGGCGACAGUCACGGCAGUCGAAGCUCGAUCGGCGCUCUUUUCGCCGGAGAGUAUUCAGAACAUUAUUAGCGGGAUGUUUCCAAUGCUAGAAACGCCAAGCGAUACCGGUCAGAAAUCGAUGGGAAGCGAACUGCUUCAGAAUAAACUUUACCACGAUUUAGAGGAUGUAGAUUCGACAAAGGCCCUAAGCUAUCAGUAUAGCUCUUCCGAGAGCAGUAAAUCGUUGGUGCAAGCGCUCGGCAUCGAUUCUAGGAAUAUUCUUUUCGGUCCAAAGUGGAAUAGCUCUAUGCCUCGGUUUGCUGCUAAUCUUAGCUUUAGUCCAUUGGAGCCUAUGAAACCUGCAUCGAUCAGCUAUGGGCCUACUGUAACUGUGGGUGCCAGCAGCUCCACUACUGUUAGCGCUAGUGGAGCAAACCGACAGGAGAUAGGAACAAAAUAUCACACCCUUGGGUUAGAUUCUUUUACGCAGCCUCCCACCGGCCCUGGUAUUGGAAGCGUUCCGGCUGUGCAGUUCGAUUGGAACAGUUCCGGCUUAGUGAACCCGCUCGAUGGCGUACAAGAGAUCCUCCAGGAAGGUGGUACAUUCCAGCCCAACAAGAAUGGGUCAGCGGGCGAAAUUUUGGAUAAGAAAAUCUCAGAAAACGCAAGCUCGCCUGCUUCAGAUGAAGUAGUAACAACGUUAAAACACGAAUCCGGACUAUCGACCCCAGAAAAAAGCGCUUGCAAUGCUCUUCCCUCCGAUCAUGACGAUGGGUUCACUGAGUAUGCCAGUAGUAGCAAUCAACUCAAGUCAAUUCCUACGACAACGAUGACGAUGACGACGGCGACGGUAACAAUGACCACCUCUUCCACCACAGCCCCGCAACAAUCGGUUACAUCAUCUCCACUCAUGGCAGCUUCUGGAAGUGUAGUACGGGUUAUGAAAUUACCUGAAACGCACAUAUUUACGCCCAGCAAAUGCGUUAGUCCGGUGUCGCGAGAUUCCACCGACAGAACGGAUCCGUACGGCGAAACCAGUGUGCCGGUCGAGACUGCUUCGAGUAAAGAUAUAGCGGUUCGAGAGUAUCACGACGUUGAAUACAGUUUAGAGAAAACUUCGUCCAAAGGACAAAAUCAGACAGAUCGUGCUUUAUCGAAUGCAGAGGAUGACUUCGAUGAUUUUCACGAGUUUCAAGCAGUAUGCAAUACAACGCAUGCAACUACAACAAAUACAGAAGGUGAUCAACGCGUUCCGGAAUCUAGAAGAACUCAUUUGGACGUUGGAAGCGAGUUCAAUUUCGGAGAUCGAAAAGAAAAACUAAACGUCUAUUCGAAACCGGUAUUCGGCACAUCGCCCACUGAAGAACUGGAUCAGCUUGACGAUGACUUCAGUGAUUUUCAAGCUGCCCCGGCAUGCAUCGAAGAUGUCAAAACAAUUGUCAAUAAGCCAAUUGCAGGUAUUGCUAGCGAACAAAACCGAUCAAACACAAGCUCUCCCAUACUGUUGAGUGCUUCGAUUUUGCUACCACAGCAAUCAAAUCGUCCAGAACCGGUUGAGGUGAACAAAGUUACACAAAUAAAUUGGCCGGAGCCCGGAAUAGAUCCCGAGGAGCUGGCCAGAUUUGAAGCGGCUUUUCCGAAGCCGAAGAUAGCAAACACGGUCAUCAGCAAUUCUUUUCAACACAUCCAAGCUACCGCCAAAAACACUACAGACGAUGACGAGUGGUCCGAUUUCGUUUAUUCGAAACCAGCAGUGCCGGGGAAAGCUUCUCCGAAAACCACUAAAACGACGACAACAGCAACAACCGCUAGUAACCAACAACAGGAGGAAUGGACCGAUUUCAUUUACAGUACUCCUGUUACGCAAACCUUGUCUUCUAGUCAAAAUAACUUUAACUAUAACAAUUCAUUUGCUGGGCCGAAGUUCAGCUCCUGGAACCAGCCUCAAUUGCCUCCGCCACAAUUCAGCUCGUGGAACAGUACCAACUUCUACUACAAUGCUAGCAGCAACCAUAACGACGGCCACAGCAGUAGUGGUAGUAGUGGCUUCACCAAACCGUCCUCUCAAAACCCAGCUCAGAAAGUGCCAACCUUCUCCCCCACUCAUCACGCUCAGCCUCCGCGGAUCGCAGCCGUUAACAACUACUACCAAUCUACCCUGUUGCCAACAACAGGGAACCAACCACAACGUGCGGGAAAGCAGGCUGCCAUACCCGUUAUAUCACACCUACCUGAACUGUCCUUCAUCACCCCGAAUGCUUCGUCCGGCAGCACCAAAUCCGGUAUGAAACCCCUAACUCCUUCCUUCCUCAGCAACGUUAUAUCCAGCAACAAUUUUACCAAGAAAUGAUUGUUAUUGUACGGUGGCGGCGGUACUGACAACACUAGCAGCGAAACUGCCGCUGCUCGAAAUCAGAAGCAGAUUCCGAUCACCUCAGCUACCCGGCUGGCCGGUGUCACCGUAGGCGAUGUCAUCAUGUAACUAAGGUUGUACCUUUCUCCCACGUGCAUCACAGCCCUCAUGGGCCCGGAGAAUAACAAUUGUAGUAAUAUAUACAUAUAUUCUAGGAAACAAAAUAUUCCUGUGUACUUAGCUAAAUUGUAACUGUAAAACAUUCAUUUGUUGGGCUAAAUUUUAUUUAGCGAUUUUUUUAGCAUCGUAUCUCAUUUCUUCUAGCUUACAGGGCUACUUAAUUUGUUAAAUGUAUUCCAUUUUUAUCCGUUGAGAUAUUGUUUCAGCCAAAAAAAAACAGCAACAAAAGACACCGCCGCUUCUCAAUGAUAGGCUAGUUGUGUUAUCUUGUACUUAACAGACAUAAAGUUUAGAGUAAGAGAAAAAAUCAGAAGCUCGUGAAUAUUUCUAUUUCGUUAUAUAUUUUUUUCUCGCGGACCAUGGACUUAACGUCGGCCGUUCGGUUGCACUUUAGGAAGCUUGCAGUCUAUAUAAUACAAUGUGAGUAUUCAAGUGUAGUAUGGAGUAGCUAAAUGUAUCAAAUAGGACUUACUAGCGGUUAUAUUUAUGUCUGUCGCGCAGUUAGUUUGAUGCAAGCAAGAACAAUUUUUAACUAAUAAA